This is a messenger RNA of Solanum lycopersicum (tomato), 765 nucleotides long. NCBI's taxonomy places the organism in Eukaryota, Viridiplantae, Streptophyta, Magnoliopsida, Solanales, Solanaceae. The record is from RefSeq and is a predicted model, not a curated record.
AUGCAUCUUGGAUGGUCACGGAGAACUGGAGUUCCCUUAUAUGCUUCUUCAUUGGAUUUAUACAGAACAGGGAUUCGAUUGUCUAUAAUCGGAGACGCGAGUCAGCUCCCCAAGUCAUUGCAGGACUUAAUAGAUAAAGCAGUAAUGGCUACAAAAGCAAACUCCCGACUUCAUAUCCUUGUUGCAAUUAACUAUAGUGGACAGUAUGAUGUUGUACAAGCUUGUCAAACCAUUGCUCAAAGAGUGAAGGAUGGCAAUAUCGAACCCGAAGACAUUAAUAGUUUACUAGUAGAACAGGAAUUACAAACAAAAUGUACUGAAUUUCCAAGUCCUGAUUUACUUAUAAGGACUAGCGGAGAGUUGAGACUUAGCAAUUUCUUACUUUGGCAGUUGGCUUAUACUGAACUCUUCUUUUCUCAUUCACAAUGGCCUGAUUUUGGUGAAGCUGAGUUUUUAGAGGCUUUAUGUUCUUUUCAGCAAAGACAGAGGCGCUAUGGCGGACAGAGUUCCUAGCAUCACGCUAUGUGAAACAAGUUCGGGGUAUGUUAUAGAAUGUAUAUAGACGUUAUCCAUUAGAUAGUUAUAUUUAGGUAAGGGCGUAUUGGGUUAACGUGCACCCGUGCUCCUUUCUCUAAACCAUAUAUACAAAUGUAUAUUUAUACAAAAUUACUUUAGUAUAUGGGUGCAUCUAAGCUCAAAUUCGAGGCAUGUCUUGUUAUUGGCUGCAUUUCUAUAAGUGAAAUUGACGGUUCAAAUUUCAUUGAA